This is a messenger RNA of Anopheles maculipalpis, 1456 nucleotides long. Its product is annotated as G-protein coupled receptor dmsr-1-like. Bases 36 to 1328 code for a protein of 430 amino acids. Gene Ontology annotation, biological process: G protein-coupled receptor signaling pathway. Gene Ontology annotation, cellular component: membrane. The record is from RefSeq and is a predicted model, not a curated record. NCBI's taxonomy places the organism in Eukaryota, Metazoa, Arthropoda, Insecta, Diptera, Culicidae. The transcript is spliced from 3 exons. Gene Ontology annotation, molecular function: G protein-coupled peptide receptor activity.
GCCAACCCAAGCGUAAUAUUAAUCAAAACACAACAAUGAGCUCCACGGAAUUGGGAGAAUUUGUAAUAAAUGUCACCGAUGGGCCUGUACAUGGUGUGGCCGCAGGUGAUGAGGACGGAGCGACCAACCUCUCAGCCACCACCACCAUGCACCUGCUGUACUGUGGCAAGACGCUGGAUGACUUCCACACCAGCUACGCCAAAGCGCACGGUAUCGUCUGCCUGUUGGUGUGCAUCUUUGGCAGCAUCGCCAAUACGCUUAACAUAGUGGUACUGACGCGACGUGAGAUGCGAUCACCAACGAAUGCAAUCCUGACAGGGCUUGCGAUCGCAGACCUGCUCGUGAUGCUCGACUACAUGCCCUACGCCAUCAACUCCAUCCCGUAUCUGCGGCUUUCGCGCGAGGAACGACUCACAUACGGUUGGGCCUGGUACAUCAUGUUUCACUCGAUCUUUGCCCAGAUCUGCCACACGAUCUCGAUCUGGCUAACGGUGACGUUGGCCAUCUGGCGCUACAUUGCCGUAGCCUACCCGCAGCGCAAUCGCCAGUGGUGUGACAUGUCCAAGACGCUGGCGGCAAUCUUCAGCUCGUACAUUGUCUGCCCUUUUCUGGCCGUACCGAUCUACCUCUCCUUCAGCAUCCAGUCCAACGUGGAGCUGCUCGGUUGCGACGGCAACACACUGGCAGCCGAUGCCACAGGGAACGCUACGCAAGGUCGCAAUGUCACACUGUACCGGCUCGGCACGUCACAGCUGGUGCGCGAUAAUCCGGCACUGCUGAACGUCAACUUUUGGAUCUACAGCGUCGUGUUCAAGCUGAUUCCCUGCAUCGCCCUCACUAUCCUCAGUUUACGAUUGAUCGGUGCACUGUUGGAGGCGAAACAGCGCCGAAGUCAGCUGACUGGAACGGCCACCGGACUUAAGCAGAUCGUCGAUGGGCGUGUCGUGGAUGCGAAAAGUGGUAAACAAACUGACAAGGAGAAGCAAACGGAUAGGACCACGCGCAUGCUGCUGGCGGUGCUGCUACUGUUCCUCAUCACCGAGUUCCCCCAGGGCAUACUCGGCUUACUGAGCGCCGUAUUAAAAAAGGACUUUUUCUUCAACUGCUACCUCAAACUAGGUGAUGUGAUGGACGUACUGGCGUUGGUUAACUCCGCGAUUAACUUCAUUCUCUACUGCUCGAUGAGUCGCCAGUUUCGCAGCACGUUCAACGAUUUGUUCCGGCCGCGCAUCCUCGACCGUUGGAUGGCGGUGCCGCAGGGCGAGGACGAGCAGGCGGGCCGUGGCCAGCAUCAGGACGGAGCGACAACGCAGAUUACUCAGAUAUAGCGCACGCCGGGACGUCCUAACAGUAAUUGCCACGGUUGCUUUGGACAGUUUGCGACCGCACUGGCGGGAGUUCUAAUUAGCAAUCGGCAAACAUCGAGCCGUGACGACUGUGCAAUGCUCUAGCGACG